AUGGAAAAGUCAUUGCAACUGUUACAUGAAUUGAACCAAACAAGAGACAAUGUGUUGCCUGCAUUCAAUACAGAACUCGUGUCAUCCGUUAUCAGAGAAAUUAAUUCACUCUCGGAACAAAUUUUCGAAAAUUUAGUGACACAAAACACACAAAGUGAUCAAGUCAGUGAAGAGGAUUUGGAAAAGCUCCGAAUGUCUUCGGCUGUUACGUUCACAAUUUAUGAAAGAUAUAAACGAAUUUUAUUGGCCUAUUUACACACAAGAUUGGAAAGAGUCAAAACGAUUAGUACACUCCACACACAUGAAUCCAUAAAUAUUGAAAACACAAAACAAUGGAAAGAUUUUAGUGACAAUGAGCAACGAUUUGCUACGGAAUAUAGAAAGCUCGUUGAAAGUUAUGGCGAGGACAUUGGCUUUGACAUGUUCAAAUUUAUUCAGCCACCAAAAGGUGAUUGUGUGGAAGUAGAGGUGUUGCAAACCAGUGGAAGUCGUUUGUUAGAGAGUGGUAAAACUUAUCAUUUGGUUCAGGGCUCUCACUUGUUUAUUCAACUCAGUGAUGCAGAAUAUCUUAUUCAACAAGGUCUUGUGAAACUAGUGUCGUAA
Molecule: messenger RNA, 603 nt
Organism: Naegleria lovaniensis
Lineage: Eukaryota; Heterolobosea; Eutetramitea; Acrasida; Naegleriidae
Exons: 2
Coding region: 1-603 (200 amino acids)
Biological process (GO): DNA strand elongation involved in mitotic DNA replication; DNA replication
Cellular component (GO): GINS complex
Source: RefSeq, a predicted model, not a curated record